GAAAAAUUUCGUGGAUUCGGGAAAUUCAUCGUAAUAUUUUUGCCGAUUUUCGUGAAGAAAAGUGGUUUUUGUUAAUAAUUUACUACCGGUUUGAAUUCAAUUGGUUAAAUUACAACAAAAUCAACACUGCAAAGGUGUUUUUAACGGUAAAAUGGAGAACGAUAUAUUAGAUUCACUUACCGACUUGGGCUACGAUGGUCCUCUCUCUGACGAGGUGGCAUUUUCGAAAGCUCUCGACGGUGGGCCCAAAUCAUUGGAGUUCACCAAACUGGUCCACAUACUAGCCGAAGAACUGAAGAAGCUGUUACAACUCGAAGAGACUGUCAACAUGAUGACCAGCGUAGACGAGUCCAGUUCGUUUUUGCUAGAAUUGAGCUCGUUUUUGAAGGAGUUGGGUUGUCCGUACAAGAAGUUGGUAGUAGGACACAUGUCAGCCCGACUUCAAAGCAAGGAGGACCGGCUUCUGCUGCUAGACUAUCUGGUGUCGGAGCUGAUGGCAGCAAGGAUGCAACGCGUCGACUGCCCCAAGGAGAAGUCUACGUCUGGCAUGGACAUUAUUGUGCAAGAGUCACCAACUGCGAAGAACCUGAAAGACAUUCUUAUAGCGUUGAAGUUUAACAAGCCUCCACCGAACAUCACCCCCGAAGUGCUAUUCGCUAAGUUAGAAGCCAAACUAAAGGACACCAUUCAGAAAGAUGGUGAACAGCUAGUAGGCAAGCCGUUAUACAACAAGGCAAUAACAGAAAAGGACUGGAAAGACAUUGAGAACGUGUUCACUGAGAUGUUUGAAGAGUAUCGCUGCAGGAGAGAGACGCUCAUCACCAGAUUGGAGUGCACGAUACAGAGUUUUGAGUGGUCCGAUCGCCUCAAAACCAAGAAAGACGUCAUCCAAUCCACGUACCGUCCGAAACGCGAGCAGCUCAAAGUCAAGCCGGACGUCCGGCUGUCCGACUUCCUAGCCGCCCGGACAUCGCUGCUUCAAGUUGAGAAAACCUCCAGCGUAUCUGUCCGGAAGAACACGAGAAGUGAUGUCAAUAAAGUUGUCAUAGGACAGGUUCCCGACAGAGGCGGGAGGCCAAACGAACAACAGCCUCCACCGCCGGAAAUGCCUUCGUGGCAACAGCGGACUGCGGGACCUCAGGGCGGUCGAGGCGGCGGUCGCGGUGGCGGCGGCGGGCGCGGUGGCGGUCGCGGCGGCGGUCGCGUUCAAGGCGGCUACAGCCAGGCUACUGGUGAUGGCAGACCACAGACAAGUCCGGCAGUUCCAAACCAAAACCGCAACUACCAGACCUACGAAGUACCACCAGGCGGUUACCAGAACCACAACCAGAACUCUGGCGGUUACCAGAAUCAUAGCCAGAACUCUGCCGGUUACGACAGGCAGAACUCUGGCGGUUUCGACAGGCAGAACUCUGGUGGUUACAACCAGAAUCACGGUGGUUAUGAUAGAAGAAACUCUGGUGGUCACGGAGGAUAUGCCCAGUCUCAGAGUUACGAUAGCAUGGGGAGUUACAACCAGGGUUACAGUCAAGGUGGUGGCGGAGGCUACAACAAAGGCUACCAAGGCCAAGGACAGGGCUACCAAGGCCAAGGACAGGGGUACCAGGGCCAAGGACAGGGCUACCAGGGCCAAAGGGGUCGCGGCGGCUACCGCGGGCGCCGUUGAUAUUACCCCCCUAGGCUGGGGGACAAGAUAAGAUAGUAUAUGUUGACUUUUUCAGUUGCUAGUUGAUUCUUAUAGGAAAUAUAGGGUGUGCAGGGAAGUGAGGUUUUUCUUCUGUCGAAUUAUACAGUUGUUGAAACUACGUAUGAUUAAACUUGAAAACGACAAAUUUUACCACCACUAAAUGAGAUUCCUCAAUUUGUUUUUAGUAAUUUGUACAGCAGAACAUAACAUAAACAGCUGAUGAUUACCAUAGUUUCAACAUUUUACUUGUUCUGCAAACACCCGGUAUAGAAAUGUACACGUACACACACAAGUAAAGCUCACUCGCCUUCGUGAGUUGCAAGAACCAUACAUGUUUGUGAUUAAUGAAACUAAAAGUUGUGAAUCUAUAUUUCCUAUGAGAUCAACGUGAUAAACAAUGUUUUCUCAGGAUUCGUGAGAAGAAAUUUAUCUAAAUUAAAUCAUAAUAGAAAUAUGCAUAUUUUUAUUCAAAUUUUAAUUGAAACUUAAUUGAUUAAGUUACGUAAUAAGAUAAAGGUAAUUCUUCCACAGUUGAAUAAUACAAGUUAUUUUUAGAUAAAAUUUCUUCUCAUUUAUAAUUAAUUAUGUUUAAUAAUAUACAGCAGCUUUAUUUAGUCCAAAGCGACGUACUAAACGCUUCUAGCGCUCACUAGUUGGCGCCAUUGGCGAGUGACACGCCUUACUCGAAUUGGCGCCAAUUGUUGAGCGCAAACUCUAAAAAAAAUAAAAAGUGAUAAAAAGAAUUUUGAAUUAGGUCAAUAUUUAUCGUGUAUUUGUGAUUGUGACUUAGAUAAUGCAUAGGACUUGUACUAAAUUAUUUAUAAAAUUGUCGUGUAUGCAAAAUAGCAAGGAUGUAGCUAUUUAUAAUGUUAACGCCAAUAAAAAACAACUGGCAUUCAAAUCUGUCUAUGUCCCUAGAAAUCUAGAUAAAUGGCGUGGUUCCUUAAAACUGAUACCCAUUGAACCCAGGUUAAGAAACUCUAUAACUUGAGAUCUCCUAGCUAGAUGACUGUAAGACGAUGAUAUCCCUGUAUUACAAAAUGUAUUAGUAGGUGUUUGUCAUCAUAACUUUUAAACUAAUAAUAAAGCAAUAUUCAUCGAAUGUGUGCCUAUAUCUACAUUUGUUUAUUUUCAUUAUAUUACUUUUUAUUUAUAUCCGGAAAUAUGCGCUUAGUUGGCGACAUUGUACCAGGAACUCUUACGGUACUACUUCGGUAGCCAUAAUAAUUUCAUGUUAGCAAUAAUUAUAUCUAAUGAAAAUCUACACUCAGCUUAGUUGCUCUCUGACAAAUAGCUAACAGAUAGGUAGAUAGCCAAGUUGUUUGUAGCUAAAUAAUUGGUGUUAUUUACUCGUUCUCAUAAAUAGUAACAAGUUUUUUUCAUGUUAUUCUAUAAUUAAUUCUUAAUCUAGACACCAAUGUUUAUUCUAGUUCCUUUCAUCCACGAAGACGCGCCCCGCCAAUUUUUGGCCGAGGGAAGCGCGGGGUGCGUGGAGUUUGAUCCGAGCAAUCCGAGCGUCAUUAUUGUAGUGUGCGUGUGCACUCAUGGAUAAUUUAGCGUGUACCGAUAACACUCAGACAUUAGCGGAAGAAUGGUGGGGCGCGUCUUCGUGAAUGAAACGAUUUAUGUUAUUGUAAAACUACUACUAAAUCAAACAUUUUUAACUCGAUCCUCGCCUUUCUCUGAAAUUAAUAUAGGGAUAGAUUUUAAAGAAGUGUGUCCAACUUCAAUUGAUAAACUAACUUUUAGUAACUAUACCAUUAAGCUGAAUACUACAAUUAUAGUGCAGUAAUGAGGGCUUAGUAAAUACGACAAUUUCCCUCAGCAGUUGGUGCCAUGGUAGAGUCAUCAUCAUCAUCAUUUCAGCCAUAGGACUUGAUAGGACGUCCACUGCUGAACAUAGUCCUCCCCCAAUGCUUUCCAUCUUGAUCGAUUGGUAGCGGCCUGCGUCCAGCGCUUCCCUGCUACCUUUAUAAUGUCGUCGGUCCACCUUGCGGGUGGACGUUUCAUGCUGCGUUUUCCGGUACGCGGACUCCAUUCCAGAACCUUGCUGCCCCAUCGGCCGUCAGUUCUGCGUACUAUGUGCCCUGCCCAUUGCCACUUCAGCUUGCUAAUCCGUCGGGCUAUGUCAGCGACUUUAGUUCGAUUACGGAUCUCCUCAUUUCUGUAUCAUGGUAGAGUAAGUUCCUGUUAUUCGCCAGAAGUGGCGCCAACUGAUGAGCGCAAUUAAGGAUACCCUAUAAUGACUUUUUUCUGUCCCAUGUCAUUCAAGGAGAAAAUGUAUAGAUUAAUUUCUUGCUUAGAAAAUAGAUGGUAACAAAAAAUAUUUUAUAUAACACAGUGCCACUGUAACAUUAGUUCUGGAGUAACACGUUAAAAGUAAGGUUAGCAAAUUAAUUCAUGUACUACUUCCAAGCCUUAAUGAAGCAAUGUAAAAGUAAAUAGUUGAUGUAAUAAAUAAGCUCUACUAAUAGUGAAUAUUAUUAAUAUAAUAACUGUUGAUGAAUAUUGUUUUUAAUAUUUUGCGAUGUUCGUCUUUUUAUUGUGUAUAUUUAUUUAUAAUUAAUUACGGUUUAUUUAAACAUCGCAAAAUGUUCUCUCAUGUCACUGUUACAAUACUUUGAAGUAUGGAAUUUGAAUGAACUCCGUAUGGAUCUUAUUUACUUAAAUAUACAUUUUUGCAAUUUA
Molecule: messenger RNA, 4375 nt
Organism: Ostrinia nubilalis (European corn borer)
Lineage: Eukaryota; Metazoa; Arthropoda; Insecta; Lepidoptera; Crambidae
Product: protein FAM98A
Exons: 10
Coding region: 152-1666 (504 amino acids)
Cellular component (GO): tRNA-splicing ligase complex
Source: RefSeq, a predicted model, not a curated record